Molecule: messenger RNA, 4806 nt
Organism: Platichthys flesus (European flounder)
Lineage: Eukaryota; Metazoa; Chordata; Actinopteri; Pleuronectiformes; Pleuronectidae
Product: constitutive coactivator of PPAR-gamma-like protein 1 homolog
Exons: 17
Coding region: 327-3488 (1053 amino acids)
Cellular component (GO): nucleus
Source: RefSeq, a predicted model, not a curated record
UCGUGCCUGUGCGUCAUCGCGUCCCGUGCUGCCGCCUGCCCGCCCCUUUCGCUCCGGUCAGACUCUCACACCCUCAUGGCUUCGUGAGAGGACACAUGGCGUCGCGCAGCCAUGACCCGACAACUACCCACUACAGACUGACAAUGCUCAAAUAACAGCCUCGGUUCUUUUAUUUGGGAAAUACCCCCUUUCCUGCGGUACCCUCAGCAGCAGCCAGCCGUCUGUCAGCGCCUGUCACCGGCCCAGGCACCGCAGCCUGCACCGGCUUCAUUUUACUGCUAGUUCAGUUUUUUACAGUUUAAGUUUCCACUCCAGCUCAGUUCAUCAUGGGUGUUCACGGCUUCCUCGAGUACAUAGAAAAGCACUGCCCCAGCGCCGUGGUGCCGGUGGAGCUCCAGAAGCUGGCCCAGGGGAGUAUGGUCGGAGGUGGCCGGCAGAGACGCCCUCAGAGCCCGCUGCGACUGCUGGUCGACGCCGAGAACUGCCUCCACCGGCUCUAUGGAGGCUUCUACACCGACUGGGUGAGCGGGGGCCAGUGGAACCACAUGCUGGGCUACCUGGCCGCCCUCUCCAAGGCCUGCUUCAGUGGCAACAUUGAGCUCCUGGUGUGCUUCAAUGGCGCCCUGGAGAAAGGCCGCCUUCACGAGUGGGUCAAGCGGCAGGUGAACGAGAGGCAGACCGCCCAGCAGAUCAUCAGCCACGUCCAGAACAAGGGCACCCCUCCGCCCAAAGUCUGGUUCCUCCCUCCCGUGUGCAUGGCCCACUGCAUCCGACUGGCGCUCCUCAGGUUCCGCGUCGGAGUUGUCCAGACCACGGACGACCACCACCUGGAAGUGAUAACCUUAUGCAAGGAGAACGGCUUCCACGGCCUGGUGGCCCACGACUCCGAUUACACCCUGUGCAACGUGCCACACUACUUCAGCGCCCACGCCCUCAAGCUGAGCCGCAACGGAAAAAGCCUCACGACCAGCCAGUACCUGAUGCACGAAGUGGCGCAGCAGCUCGAGCUCAACCCGAGCCAUUUUGUCAUUUUUGCGUCACUCCUAGGAAACCACAUACUGCCUGAUGAAGACUUGGCUGCCUUUCACUGGAGCUUACUUGGUCCAGAGCAUCCAUUAGCAUCUUUGAAGGUGCGUGCCCACCAGCUUGUGCUCCCGCCCUGUGAUGUCGUAAUCAAGGCUGUGGCCGACUACGUCCGCAAUAUCCCGGACAUCACUGACCUGGAGGCCAUCGCUAAAGACAUCUUCAAACUUUCACAGUCAUGCACUGAUGACAAAGUCAUCCGCUUCAGGAAGGCAGUGGAGUACUACUCAAUGGCCAGCAAAGCGCCUCAUCUCCCUCCACAGUUUGUCUCACCAAAACUCAUGGGAGUGCCUGCUUCAGUGCCAUCUCCCAAAAUGCUCAACAUUCCGCAGGCGCCGCUGCUUUUAAAACCUGGGGUCCAGCACUCUUACCCGGAGCCUCUGUUGGAGCGCAGCCUGGCUCUGGACACGUUGAACAAAGGCCUCCCAGAGCCGAACAGCUUCAGCCACAUUCCUCCUGAAGGGAAGCACACACCGCUGUAUGAGAGGUCUUCUCCCAUCACCCGGGGCCAGGCCGGGAGCCCCAACCACACAGAGGCUGCUUUCUUUAAUGCCUCCUCCACUUCCUCCUCCUCGGAGAACGAUGAGAGCUCAGGCUCAACUGCCAAUGACCAUAAGGGAGGUUGGGAGAAGAAUGGACAUCCUCCUCACUCUGAGAACACAAGAGACGGACAACUGGGAGACCAAACAAAGACUGACUUCUCUGUGACCUCUGCUGUGAGCCCCGGGUUGAAGGCUGCAGGUCUCCACAGCCUGAAUGCCCAGAUCCCCUCUCUGCUCUCCAUGCCCACUAGGAACCACAUGGAUAUAACCAUCCCACCUCUCCCUGAUGUGACCCCCGAAGUUCUAAGGGUGGCCGAGCACAGACACAAGAAGGGCCUGAUGUUCCCUUACGUCUACCAUGUUCUCACCAAGGGGGAGAUUAAGCUGUCUGUCACCAUUGAAGAUGAAGCCAACAAAGACCUGCCUACAGCAGUGCAGCUGUUUCGUCCUGUACGUCAAUAUGUUUACGGAGUGCUCUUCAGCCUGGCAGAGACCAGGAAGAAGGCAGAGAGACUCGCCAUGAGGAAUAAUUGCCUCCCUGAAUACACAUAUGUGAUGGUCAAAGAGUGGGCUGCCUAUAAAGGCAAGUCUCCCCAUACUCCAGAGCUGGUGGAGGCACUGCCCUUCAGGGAGUGGACCUGUCCCAACCUGAAGAAGCUGUGGUUGGGGAAGGCCGUGGAGGACAAGAAGCGCAGGAUGAGGGCGUUCCUGGCCUGCUUCCGCUCCGACACUCCAGCUAUGCUAAACCCUGCCAACAUCCCCACACCCCUCUUGGUGCUCUGUUGUGUGCUGCGGUUUAUGUUACAUUGGCCAGGAGUAAGAAUUUUGCGUCGUAACGAACUUGAUGCUUUCCUAGCCCAAGCACUUUCUCCUAAACUUUAUGAGCCUGACCAGCUGCAGGAACUGAAGAUCGACCACCUGGACCCACGAGGAGUCCAGCUGGCCGCUCUGUUCUUGAGCGGUGUGGAAAUGGCUCUGUUUGCCAACGACGCGUGCGGACAGCCUAUUCCCUGGGAGCACUGCUGUCCGUGGAUGUACUUUGACGGCAAACUGCUGCAGAGUAAACUCAUCCGGGCCAACAGGGAGAAGGCCCAGCUCAUUGACCUCUGUGAUGGUCAGUCUGAGCUGGUUUCCAAGGUGGAGAGGAUGCGUCAGGGUAUCUUGGAAGGUCUCAGCUUCACUCGUCCACCUCACCCUCCUGUCUUCCCCCCGCCGCCACCAAAUCCUCACGGGAUGCCUUUCUACGCCCCCAGCGGUUCCUUCUACCCCCCACCCACUGUGAUGCCUCCUCAGGGAAGAGGUAGGGGGAUACCUGGCCUUCAAGGAAUCGCGUCUCAGGGUGGGAAGCUGGAGAUCGCUGGUACUGUUGUGGGUCAGUGGGCCGGAAGUCGACGCAGCAGAGGAAGAGGGGGCUUCCCUAUUCAGGUGGUGUCUGUUGGGGGAGGAAACAGAGGUCGUCUGCGAGGUGUGAUAUCCACACCUGUCAUAAGGGCAUUUGGUCGAGGAGGCAGGUACCACACUCAAGCCUUACAGAGUCAUGGAGCGUACCUGAGUAAGUCUGCUUAUAAGCCGCCUCAUACAUCCGGACACGAUGCAGUGAAGGAGAAGAAGGAUCCCAAGCCGGAGGAGAAGGCAUCCUCCCCUGCACCGUGUGACGGCUCGGCCACGGAGAACGGUACAGACAAAGAGCAGGAGCAGCUGAAUGGAGAUAAAGAGGAUUGCAGGGCGCUCAUCGUCGAAAGUGCCUUCAGCAAUGACUCCAAGACGUGCAAUACUAAUCCUCACUUAAAUGCACUAAAUGUAGAUGGGGGCUGCCAUAGAGAUGAGGGCCUGGAGGCCGCCGUCUCAAAAAGAGAAGUGUAAGCCUAUUUUUCUAGAGAGGGUGAUGGAUGAAAGAUGGAGCAGCGUUAGGAAUACCUGAUAAUUUGAAAAGCCUACAGUCAAAUGUACAUGUUACCUCUCAAAGAAUAGAGAUGAAUUUCAGAUCUCUCUCAGUAAACACACAAUAUAUGACACACCGCGAUAUGAAGGAGUCCCUGGUGACAUCCCAGCGUCACCAUCGUUUCUACAUGUUUAAGAGAAUUACACUUUUCCUUUUCUUUUAAUACUAAAAGCUUUAAGAAGCUUUGAUUGGGAAUAUUUUUGUUCUUAUAGGUUAAUGAUCUACCAGUACUUGGCACCAUGUACACGUGACAGUACAGUUUAAUCAGUUUUGUGUUGUCAUGAUAGCUGCACGUUGAAAACUACACGUAGAAACAGAAAAGCAAAAUGCAACAUGUCCCCUUUUGGUCAAACACUUUUGUGUUUGAUUCCCACUGAAGCAGCAGCUCUCUGAGGUUUCUGCCACUUAGCUGUAACGUUUAAAUUUAUUUUUUUCAAAAAUGAGACACAAAAGAUCUCUUCACACCCUGUUAGGUUUCCUCACGAGUGGAGCUGUAGCAGCUCCGCUUUAACACAAACCUUCUGCAUGGUUCACACAUCAAAGAGGUGUGUAGUUAUUAUGCAUGUCGUCCUUUUUCUUCCAUCUUUACAAGCACCGUGCCCAUUUGCAAAUUGAAGAAACGAAGAAUACCAGUGAUAUCCGAUAAAUGAUGUUAACUGCUAGUAACAGAUUUGUUCUGACCUUGUUUAUUUCCCCUGUGAUACUGACCUCUGUUGCAUUUAGUUAAAAAACUAAAAAACAAUAUUAUGUAGCUACUUUGAACUAGUGUAUUCAUACUGUAUUGUUCUCUGUUGCUGUUCUGCAUUAGUCAAAUAACUAAGAAAAAAAUUAUUCAUAGCUUGGAUCAAAGUCUACCCUUUUGUAGCUCAAAGCAACGUACUCGACCUUCUAAUGAAAACUUUAGCCAUCAGCCAGUAAUUGACUUUAGUGUUGUUUUUACCCUCACACCACCUCUACACCAGGAUCAUAAUUUAUCAUGUCCACUUAAUAAUUCUCCUAAAGCUUCUCAUUGUCCAUUAGUGAUCAGAGAAAUGGUGUACUGUACCCCCCCCCCCCCCCCAGUCCCUCUGCAAGAGCUGAAUAUAGGUUACCUUCUAUGUGAGCUGAUCACAGUUUCUUCCUAACUCAUGGAUGUGAAAGAUGAACUGCUGUUGGAUUGGAUGUUGGAUCAUGGGGAUGGUGUAUUUGAAGGAAACUUAGCUACAGUGCUUAAUAAAACUAUAUUCUUUUAGUACAACA